AUGAAGAUUACACGCGCUAUUUCUCUGACCAAUUUCAUGGUCGCUACCUCUGCCCUCGGCUUCCAGGUUUUUGUUCUCUAUCCUUGGCAUAAAGAACUGGACAAUGGAUUCGAAGACCUCAAGAAGGAACACAAGAAAGUCCUCGAUGCUAUGGGAAAGAAUGUGAGCGAGCAGCAGCGAAUGGCGUUCACGAGCAGGCUCAAUGAGCUCAAGACGGAAAGCUCUCGCCGAUGGUGGUGGAUGUAA
Molecule: messenger RNA, 246 nt
Organism: Trichoderma citrinoviride
Lineage: Eukaryota; Fungi; Ascomycota; Sordariomycetes; Hypocreales; Hypocreaceae
Exons: 1
Coding region: 1-246 (81 amino acids)
Source: RefSeq, a predicted model, not a curated record